UACAUAGUAACCUGGGGGUAGUAGGGAGUACGUAGAACGCCUGCGUUUACAACAUUCUGUUAUUCCUGGCGAACAUGGCGGCACCUGCGCUCUCUAGCCGGGCUGGUUCCGUGAGUAGCUUGGGGAAUAGCCCCACUGCGACUCCUGGUUCUACAAACAUGAACAAAAUGAUCCCUGGCUACCCAGAGCUCGACUUCAGGUCAGGGGCGAGGAUCGAAGAGCUGAAUCGGAUGAUCCACGAAUUUAGUAAACAUGACCAGAGGGAAUAUGACGACCAGCGAGCACUGGAGAUCCAUACGGCUAAGGACUUCAUUUUCUCCAUGCUCGGUAUGGUGCAGAAGCUGGACCAGAAGCUCCCCGUUGCCAACGAGUACCUGCUGUUGUCGGGCGGGGUGCGGGAGGGCGUGGUGGACAUGGACCUGGACGAGCUGAGCGUGUACGCGCGCGGCACCGACUACGACAUGGACUUCACUCUGCUGGUGCCCGCCCUGAAGCUCCACGACCGCAACCAGCCGGUCACACUGGACAUGCGCCACUCGGCCCUGUGCCACUCCUGGCUCAGCCUGCGCCUGUUCGACGAGGUCACCAUCAACAAGUGGAAGGACUGCUGCACGGUAGUGGACCACCUGAACGGCGCCACCAACUACUUCUUCUCGCCCACGCUGGUGGCCGACUGGUUCCAUGAGUCCAUCAGCGUGGUGCUGGCCGAGAUCCAGAAAAAGCCGCAGCGGGGCAUGCCGCGCGUGGAGAAGGUGGAGAAGAACGGCACCAUCAUCUCCGUCAUCCUGGGCGUAGGCAGCAGCCGCAUGCUCUACGACAUCGUCCCCGUGGUCUCCUUCAAGGGCUGGCCUGCGGUGGCCCAGAGCUGGCUGAUGGAGAACCACUUCUGGGACGGCAAGAUCACGGAGGAGGAGGUGAUCAGCGGCUUCUACCUUGUGCCCUCCAGCUCCUUCAAGGGCUGCAAGGAGAACGAGUGGCGCCUGUCGUUCGCCCGCAGCGAGGUGCAGCUGAAGAAGUGCAUCUCCAGCAGCCUCAUGCAGGCCUACCAGGCAUGCAAGGCCCUCAUCAUCAAGCUGCUGUCGCGUCCCAAGGCCGUCAGCCCCUACCAUCUCCGCAGCCUCAUGCUGUGGUCCUGCGACCGCCUACCCUCCACCUACCUGGGCCAGGAGGACUUUGGCGCCCACUUCCUCCUGGGCCUCAUCGACGACCUGCAGCACUGCCUGGUCAACAAGAUGUGCCCCAACUACUUCAUCCCGCAGUGCAACAUGCUGGAGCACCUGUCGGACGAGACCGCCAUGCUGCACGCGCGCAAGCUGUCGUCGGUGCGCUCCGACCCGGCCGAGCACCUGCGCACGGCCAUUGAGCAAUCCAAGUCGGCCAACCGGCUGACGCUGGAGCUGCAGUGGCGCGGCAGCAGCUCGGGGCUUCCGUCUCCGCAGUCGGACGCCAGUGGUGAGCAGCAGCCCGACGACCGGCUUGCCAAGAAGCUGCAGCAGCUGGUGACUGAGAACCCCGGCAAGUCCAUCUCCGUCUUCAUCAACCCGGACGAUGUCACCAGGCCCCACUUCCGCAUCGAUGACAAGUUCUUCUGAGGACCCUGGGACCGCAUGCUCACUCGCUCUCUCCUUCUCUUUCUCUCUCUCACACACACACACACGCUCGCGUACACAGUCACACAAAACGUUUUGUAUCAUCCUUCCUGUAAUGGAGUUGAUCAUAUGGGGAGGAUUGUGCCAGAAGGGAAAAAUGAGUUAGUUUUAUCUCCCUAGAGAGUGGCCCUGUUCCAGAACUGAGAAUACAGGGCUUCGAGAAGCCUGACCUCUGAGAGAGGGAGAGAGAUAGAGAGAGGUAAGGGAAGGUUGUCCUGAUUCGUCAAGUUUUUUAUUUGACUUUGUUGGCUUAAUGUAAAUGAAACAGGCUUAAGGACUCUUGUGGAUUGUGGUUUUAUGUUUUUUGCACAGUUAAAGUCUUAGCGACGGUCUAAGAGCUGGUCUUAGCUUGGGCACCAUUUUUUUAUUAUUGUGCUCCAUUUAACUCUUCAGCGAUCACCGACAACUAGAGAACAUGUGUCACAAGUUUAGAGCUGUUAGAGAAACGUACGCUUCAUAAUAUAUUCCCAUUAAGGCUAGCUAAAGUUCAUCCGUACAGUCAUUGUCAUACCUUUCAUGUGUGAAGUGAACAGUUCUGCAACCUCGAAUGGAAUAUGCCAAAAGAAACUCUGCGGAAUGGACGCUCAAAGACUCAUAUCUGCAUACUUAAGUGCAAUUAGUUUCAACACACACUGACACACUGGUGCCGUUUGUAUAUGACUUUUGAUUUGAUUUGAUUUGAUUUGACACAAUACGUUCUAUACACGCACACACAUACAUUCAGACAUACACCCACACACCUACAAACUCCCAUGAUCUUUAAUGCAACACAUAAUCUAUUCUCCAUUAUCACUGCUGCAGUCAUAUCCACUACCAGCUCCUUGUCCUAGGUCUCCGUUUGUGGAACUACUACUGUUGGUUUUUGUCUUAUUUUCUAUGUCUGCUGCUAAUUUUACUUUUUUGUUUUUGUUUUGAUAAGUUACUCUAAUGCGAACAAUUUUUCAUUUGAAUGUGCAUUGCUACUGUGUAAAUAGUCCUGUAAAAUGUCUGAUUUUGUUCCAUAAAAUGGAUCCCGCUCAUGGUGUACAAGACCCAAACGAGGCCAUAUUAUCUUGAGUGUCAGCCAAUCAAUGGACUUUAAAAUCGGUACAAGCCAGUAUCAACCUGGACGAGGCAGACCAAUCAGAACUGACCAAACACAAACCCACAGAAUCAGCAGGGACCAAUCACACUGCCUUACAGCAUCGUCCUGGACCAAUCGUCUGUUUGCUAUCGAGUCAAGAGGAGCACCUCAAUGCCCUCAGGGGUUCCUCUGUGGUAAAUCUGCAGACAUUUGAAAGGCACUGAGGGUUGAUCCCAUCAGUUAAGGUUUCAAUUUCAGACAAGCCGCCAGUCAAAGGUUUAAUCCGAAAGGAAUGCAUUUUAACACUUGUAAGUAUAUCACUAUGUACCAAAAUCAAAUUGUGUGAGUUUUGAAGGAUGGUCUUAACAGCAGAGUCACUAAUAUAUUGAUAAUAGAUCACGGAAGAACUUAGAAGGGGCGCUCAACUGCAGAGACUGCUGUCUGGUGUAAGAGAGAUAAACAUGCAAAAUUACUGUGUGAUGAAUAAACUUAAACAAGACCCUGCAGUCCUCACUAA
Molecule: messenger RNA, 3229 nt
Organism: Clupea harengus (Atlantic herring)
Lineage: Eukaryota; Metazoa; Chordata; Actinopteri; Clupeiformes; Clupeidae
Product: un-named sa32065
Source: RefSeq, a predicted model, not a curated record